GUGAGAGGAAGAACCAACAGUCUUCAACAAGCAUCCAUAACAACCCAGCCUACACUAAUCACGACAAUCACCAAUCAUACAAACACAAUCACUCACUCUCUCCAUCACUCUCCCUCUCUCUCUCUCCACCAGUGCCAGGACACGGACGCCACGGAGAUCGACUUGAUCCUGGUGGUGACAACUCUCUCCACCAUCACCAUUACUUCGGGAGCCGCUGUUUUCUCCCGCUACGAGAGAUGGUCCUACUUCGACUCCGUCUACUACUGUGUCAUCACCCUCACCACCAUAGGUUUCGGGGACAUGGUGGCCCUGCAGAAGGACCACGCCCUUGACCAGAAACCCGAGUAUGUGGCCUUCGCUCUCAUUUUCAUCCUCUUCGGCAUGGCCAUUGUCGCCGCCUCCCUCAACCUCUUCGUCCUCCGCUUCGUCACUAUGAACACUGAGGACGAGAGAAGAGACGAGGCUGAGGCUCUACAAGCUGCUGCUGGUGCUGUGCGACUCGAGGGAGACGUGAUCACAGCCAACGGGUCCAUCCUGUCUGGUCAGUGUCCUCAGGAAGGCGCCUCCUUCACCGACCUCACCUCCGUCUGCUCCUGCACUUGCGCUUCCUGUGCCCCAUGCCACUCCUUCCCCUUCCGACGCUCAUACAGCUUCCGCAAGAGGUCUAUGAAUCUGUCGUACAUCCUGCCGCGGCGCCAGCGGCGCCAGCAGCAGCAGCAGCAGCGGCAGCAUCUCCAGCAGCACCUACGGGAGGAGGAGCAGCCGGAGAGAGAGGAGUUGGAGGUGACGCACACGGACACUCAGGAGGAACUCUGCUCCACCUCCUCGGAAGAAGAGGUCAUGCCCACACUUGCGCAUGCGCAGAAAAGAAACUCUGUCUAGUGUUAUA
Cherax quadricarinatus is the source of this 889-nucleotide messenger RNA. Lineage: Eukaryota; Metazoa; Arthropoda; Malacostraca; Decapoda; Parastacidae. The record is from RefSeq and is a predicted model, not a curated record.